This is a messenger RNA of Strongylocentrotus purpuratus (purple sea urchin), 2174 nucleotides long. RefSeq names its product replication protein A 70 kDa DNA-binding subunit. Gene Ontology annotation, molecular function: DNA binding. Lineage: Eukaryota; Metazoa; Echinodermata; Echinoidea; Camarodonta; Strongylocentrotidae. Gene Ontology annotation, biological process: DNA recombination; DNA repair; DNA replication. The coding region runs from base 289 to 2166 and encodes 625 amino acids. The transcript is spliced from 17 exons. The record is from RefSeq and is a predicted model, not a curated record. Gene Ontology annotation, cellular component: nucleus.
UACUGCGUGGCCAUAUACCAACUGCAUUCAACGGGCCUUUCAGCUGUACGUUCGCGCCACUUGGCGGGAGAGAUUCGAAGUUGAGGGAAAACACGGCGGCGCCGAAGUACAGUAACGUACACACUGUAUACUAUUCAUGUUGCAACACGCACAAUUCAAGUACAUGUAGAUUUAGACUGCUACAAUCGAACUUUUCAUUGGACGUACGUGUUGCCCGAUUCUGAGCUGAGAUUCUGGAAGUUGCUUGUGUCAAAUAAAGAGCAAUUUGUACUCUAACAAUUAGUCAAAAUGAAUAAUUUGCUUUCCAGAGGGGCCAUUGCGGCCAUUUUCCGAGGAGAAAAUGUCAGUUGCCCUGUGUUACAGCUUUUGGCAUGUAAGAAGAUGAAUGCUGCCGCCAGUGGCAAAGCUGUGGAUCGUUACAGGCUUAUGCUUUCAGAUGGAGAACACACAUGCACAGCUAUGUUGGCUACACAACUCAACGAGAUGGUUUCCACCGGAGAGCUAGACGUCAAAGCCGCCAUGAAACUCAAGAACUACUCUUGUAAUCCCAUAGCCAACGACAGGCGAGUUAUUGUCGUUUUAGACCUGGAUAUUGUGAAGAAAGGAAGUGAGAUUGGUGUGUCUAUCGGUGACCCUACACCAAUGAGAGCUCCGGGGCAGGGAGGAGCUGCACCAGCUCAGCAGCAGUCUAGACCAGAUAGCACAGUGAGCCAUGAUCCACCUCAGACAGCCAGGCCCACCAGCUAUGGUACAGGAGCAGCCCCGGCUAGCGCAACGCCCAACAAACAAGGGACAUUCUACGGUCAAUCAAACUCGGCCAUGGGGGGUAGUACCACGUCACCCAAGAAGGUCCAGCCCAUCUCCAGUCUAACCCCCUACCAGAACAGAUGGACCAUAAAAGCUCGAGUGACCAACAAGACGGCCAUCCGUACCUGGAGCAACGCCCGUGGUGAAGGCAAGCUCUUCUCCAUGGAUCUCCUAGAUCAGUCCGGUGAAAUCCGCUGCACGGCCUUCAAGGACAUGGUGGAUAAAUACUAUGAGAUGAUAGAGAUUGGAAAGGUCUACUUUGUAUCUCGAGGCACCCUGAAGCCCGCCAAUCGUCAGUACACCUCCAUCAACAAUGACUAUGAGCUCACCUUCAACAACGAUACGAUGGUAGAGCCCUGUGUGGAGGAAGACGUGUCCAUUCCAGCCGUCCAGUUUGACUUCAAGAGCAUCUCUCAUCUUGAGGAUACGCCGGAAGAUUCCAUGAUAGAUGUGAUUGGAGUGUGCAAGAGUACGAGCGACCUGACUGCAGUGACCAUCAAGUCGUCUAAUCGAGAGGUCAACAAGAGGUCAUUACAGCUGGUCGAUGAUUCUCAGAAGGAAGUUUCUCUGACCCUGUGGGGCAAGGAGGCUGAGGACUUUGAUGGUUCAGGGAACCCCGUGAUCGCUGUGAAGGGAGCUCGCCUGUCUGGUUUCGGAGGAAGAUCUCUGUCGGUCCUGCAGAAUAGUAUUUUCCAGGUCAAUCCUGACAUCCCCAAAGCACAUCAUCUCAAAGGAUGGUUUGACAGCGAGGGUCACUCCCAGGAUUCCCAGUCCAUCUCUACUAGACAGGGAUCAGGAGGCGGAGGAGGAGCUAACACAAACUGGAUGACAUUCCACGAUGUACAUGCACAGAACCUAGGCCAGGGUGAAAAGCCGGAUUAUUUCACAGUGAAGGGCACCAUACUCUUUGUCAGGAAGGAGAACUGCAUGUACAUGGCCUGUCCGUCAGCUGAGUGUAACAAGAAAGUUUCAGAGAAUGGAGAUGGGUCGUACAGAUGUGAGAAGUGUUCCAAAGACUAUGAAAACUUCAAGUAUAGACUCCUGCUUUCUGCCAAUGUUGCUGACUCCACAGACAACCAAUGGGCGACCUGCUUUCAGGAGACAGCAGAACAGCUACUUUUAAAAUCAGCACAGGAACUGGGUAGUCUCAAAGAUCAGGGUGAGGCGACAGAAAAGGAAUUUAAUCAGGUCUUCCAAGAUGCUUGCUUCAUUGAUUACAUGUUCAGGAUGAGGAUCAAGAUGGAAACUUAUAAUGAGGAAGCCCGUCUGAAGUGCACCUGCGUCAGCGCUCAACCCAUCAACGUGCGAGACUACACCAACAAACUGAUCAAGGAUAUCAGACUUAUGGCCUCUGCUUAGCGGACCAA